AUGUCGAACAAAUUGAAUUUUGUGAAGCAGCCAGCUCGGAUUGUCAUGAUUGUUCUUUCAAAUAUGAAAGAGGCUGGUUUAAAAUUAAUUGAGGCUCUGGAACAUUAUUUUUUAGUUGUUUGUAAUUUAAGUGGUUCAAAUCGGCUGCCUUAUUUUGGAAUAGCUACUUUGGGCACUCAAUACAAAGCAGCUGGAUAUCAAUCGCAACUGGAACUGACAAUCUUUACUACUGAAGAUCAAAAAUUAGUUUGCCCUGGUGUAGAGCAUAUUGCAAAACAACUUGACUUUCAACACAUUAGAAAAAUUCAAAUAGUUUUUUUAAAAAAUAUUCAUGACAUGUGGAAUGAACUGACAAUCUCUGAUGAUAAUAUUGAUCACCUUCAAACUUUUGGUACAGAAACCGAACCAUCUGGCUUAACUGAAACAUUGGUUUUAGAGCCAAAAUCUGGAUUUACUGUUAAAUGUGAUAUGCAAGAAGCAAUGCUGAAUCUAUUAUUUAUAUCCAGUUGCAAAGAAUUUGAUAUCAGUUUAGAUUUCAAUAACAUAAAUUUAUUGCCUCCAUCAAUGUUAUCUUCAUCUUCACAACUGAACUUGUCAGAAACUGCAGUCCGACAAUUACUUGUUGUUGCAUUAGUUCCAGCUGAAUCAAUUUGUGACUCUGUUAUUUUUGGAAAUCCACUGAUACUGAAAGCCACAACUUGCUGGAAAUUGGAUUGGGAUGAGUUAGAAAGCAACAAGCAAUACUUUUCAACACUCUGCUACCUCUUGAAUGAAAAAAAACGUGCUCUUGUUGUGAAGCUAGAUAAUCAACGAACAUUCAAUUCAUCAUCAGAUGAUGAAGAUUGCUAUUCUAAAGUUCAGCAACAUAACAAGAAGCAAAUGAUUAAUUUCAAAAAGAACUUUCCGAAUAAAAUUAAAGAUGAACGUAAGGAUAUGGCCAACACAUGUUACCAGCCUCAUUUUGUGCUAUUAUCAUCACCAAGUUGUUCCUUGCUGAUGAAACCUGUAGCAACACGUGAAAUAAUGUUGCCUGUUGAAACAGUACCUCUCAACGGUUGCAGUGAGGAAAUUGAAAUUGAUGGAGAAGUUCAAUCCAUUGCUCAUCUCUUCAAAUAUGUAUUCAAGCCUUAA
Messenger RNA from Helobdella robusta, 1131 nucleotides. RefSeq lists its product as hypothetical. The transcript is spliced from 9 exons. The record is from RefSeq and is a predicted model, not a curated record. Lineage: Eukaryota; Metazoa; Annelida; Clitellata; Rhynchobdellida; Glossiphoniidae. Bases 1 to 1131 code for a protein of 376 amino acids. Gene Ontology annotation, biological process: spermatogenesis; meiosis I; male meiosis chromosome separation.